AUGAGCUUGCUGCCACCGUCGCAUCCCCCAUCAACGCCUGAUGAACCACCACAGCCAGAAUGGUUCUUUGAUACCCCACCCUCGUCAACGGAGCCUGAUGCUGUCGAGCCGACAGAGCAGAGAGAGGAAGAGAACGACGUGCCUGCAGACCAUCCUCUCCGCCGCCUCUUUGACCUAUCCGAUACGAAGCCUGAGUCGACAACACCGGCACGACCACAGCCGACGAAGUCCACAAGUACGACCACGGUGGCGUACACAGCGCCGACGACUACGACCCGAUCGACCGUCCCCAAGUCCAGCAGUGCAGGGUUUUCUGGGUCAGGCAGUACUCCCUUUCGAUUUGGGCUGGGCAGUCGCACCACGGAGACUGUCAAGCCGGCGCCCUCAACGCCCGCGCUGAUACAAGUCCAUGAAGCAAACGACGAGGCUAAAGCAGCGUCCUCUCUCAAUACGAGCCCAUUACCUGCACCUAUCACCUCGUCGUCCGUGUCAUCACUAAGCAUUUCGCCGAACAACGAAGUCAAAGCCAAUGUAUCGCAGCCUACGUCGCCGCAAUGGGAUGAGAAGAAAGAGGCGCCUACAAUGUCCCCUGUCCUCCGGCGUGUUGGCCGUAUUCCCAGUCAGCCCUUACGAGCGACGCCGCAAAGAACGUUACGUCAAGUUUCGUCGACGUCCUCGUUGGCUCAUGACACACCAACGACUCGAUCGCCGAACGAUGACGAUCGCACGUCUGAGGUGCAAUCGUCGCCGUCGAUGGCGUCUGAUAAGCACACAGGCCUGCGUACACCCUCAGCAUUGCAGCGUAUGCGAAGUCGGAGUGGGAGCAUGGCAGACCUACGCUCGCGCGGGGCAACAACCAAAGGCCUAUCACGCUGUGCACCGAAAUACAAAGAGGCAGAGAUGGAGUCAUCCACAAGUCCGCCAAGUGCAGGCACGCUCACAAGCUCUACUUCUAUGUCGGUGUUGCUGCCCUCCGUCGAAGAAGGAACGCAUGCGCCUUCGACGCAUCAGCGUCAACACCAUGGCGGCUCCGAUCCCACGAUGCUGACAUCAGCUACGGACACGAAUCCGCCCAAAACCAUUUUGCAUGGCCCACGCGAUAUGCCGUUAUCUCGCUCACGCGCUCUUCCGGACGAAAAUGGCAUGACGAGUGGGAAAGGUAUAAGUCCCCCCAUGUCGCCUGGAAUGCCCGACACGACGACCAUGUCAGCUCAGGACUUGUUCGGCCUAAGUAUCGAGGGAGAUCCAUGCAUGCCAUUUGAAGGACCUCCUCUACGUACGCUAGAUUACGCUACUCUCAUGCACCGGCAUGAUCUACACACAGAGAUGACCAACACGGUGCACGAUCUAUGCGCCUGGCUCGAUGCCCUCGCGCUGGGCUUGGAGCAGGUACUUCGACCGUCGCUGCUGUCAACACACCCACGUGGCCUAUAG
This is a messenger RNA of Malassezia pachydermatis, 1434 nucleotides long. RefSeq lists its product as hypothetical. Lineage: Eukaryota; Fungi; Basidiomycota; Malasseziomycetes; Malasseziales; Malasseziaceae. Bases 1 to 1434 code for a protein of 477 amino acids. The record is from RefSeq and is a predicted model, not a curated record. The transcript has a single exon.